GCGAAAGGUCCCGCUCCCAGCAGCCUCCGCGGUGGGUACGUCGCCAUCUUGGAUUCGCGGGACGGGAAAAUUCAUGCGUACUGUGAGGAAAGGACACGACUCUAUGGUGAGGACUGAUGGACAUACAUUAUCUGAGAAAAGAAACUACCAGGUGACAAACAGCAUGUUUGGUGCUUCAAGAAAGAAGUUUGUAGAGGGUGUCGACAGUGACUACCAUGAUGAAAACAUGUAUUACAGCCAGUCUUCGAUGUUCCCACAUCGGUCAGAAAAAGAUAUGCUGGCAUCACCAUCAACAUCAGGUCAGCUGUCUCAGUUUGGGGCAAGUUUAUACGGGCAACAAAGUGCACUAGGCCUUCCAAUGAGGGGAAUGAGCAACAAUACUCCUCAGUUAAAUCGCAGCUUAUCACAAGGCACUCAGUUACCUAGUCAUGUAACGCCAACAACAGGGGUACCGACCAUGUCACUUCAUACGCCUCCAUCUCCCAGCAGAGGUAUAUUGCCUAUGAAUCCUAGGAAUAUGAUGAACCACUCCCAGGUUGGUCAGGGCAUUGGAAUUCCCAGCAGGACAAAUAGCAUGAGCAGUUCAGGAUUAGGUAGCCCUAACAGAAGCUCGCCAAGCAUAAUCUGUAUGCCAAAGCAGCAACCCUCUCGACAACCUUUUACUGUGAACAGUAUGUCUGGAUUUGGAAUGAACAGGAAUCAAGCUUUUGGAAUGAAUAACUCCUUAUCAAGUAACAUUUUUAAUGGAACAGAUGGAAGUGAAAACGUGACAGGAUUGGACCUUUCAGAUUUUCCAGCGCUAGCAGACCGAAAUAGGAGGGAAGGAAGUGGCAAUCCAACACCGUUAAUAAACCCUCUAGCCGGAAGAGCUCCUUACGUUGGAAUGGUAACAAAACCAGCAAGUGAGCAAUCCCAGGACUUCUCGAUACACAAUGAGGAUUUUCCAGCAUUACCAGGUUCCAGCUAUAAAGAUCCAACAUCUAGUAAUGACGACAGUAAAUCCAAUUUGAAUACAUCAGGCAAGACUUCUUCAAGUACAGAUGGACCCAAAUUCCCUGGAGAUAAAAGUUCAACAACACAAAACAACAACCAGCAGAAAAAGGGGAUCCAGGUGUUACCUGACGGCCGGGUUACUAACAUUCCUCAAGGGAUGGUGACGGACCAGUUCGGAAUGAUUGGCUUGCUAACGUUUAUAAGGGCAGCGGAGACGGACCCCGGAAUGGUACACCUUGCGUUAGGAAGUGACUUAACAACACUAGGCCUCAAUCUCAACUCCCCAGAGAAUCUCUAUCCCAAAUUUGCAUCGCCCUGGGCAUCUUCGCCUUGUCGACCUCAAGACAUAGACUUCCAUGUUCCAUCUGAGUACUUGACGAACAUUCACAUUAGGGAUAAGCUGGCUGCAAUAAAACUUGGUCGAUAUGGAGAAGAUCUACUGUUUUAUCUCUAUUACAUGAACGGAGGAGAUGUAUUACAACUUCUAGCGGCAGUAGAGCUUUUCAAUAGAGAUUGGAGAUACCACAAAGAAGAGCGAGUAUGGAUUACCAGGGCACCGGGCAUGGAGCCAACAAUGAAAACCAAUACAUAUGAGAGGGGAACAUAUUACUUCUUUGACUGUCUUAACUGGAGGAAAGUAGCUAAGGAGUUCCAUCUGGAAUAUGACAAAUUAGAAGAAAGGCCUCACCUGCCAUCAACUUUCAACUACAACCCUGCUCAGCAAGCCUUCUAAAAGACUUCCCUUUUCUUGGGGUAUGGCUGUCUCAGCACAAUACUCAACAUAACGGCAGAACUGAUGUGGCUCAGGCACCCUGGUUUUAAUUCCUUGAGGAUCUGGCAAUUGGCUCAUGCAAAGGUUCACUACGUGAGGACCUGCCUUACAAAUUCUGUGCUGCCCAACAACUAAAUUGGUCAUUUUUUGUUUUCUAGUUUGAGCAGGGUCUGGAUUUUCCCAUUUAUUUUAUCGUAUUUUUUUUUUUUUUUUGCCAGCGGACAGAUUUGGGUCUGUACAGAAAGACAAACCAGUACACUGACAGAAGUUGACCACUUAAGUUUCCAAAAUGUAAAGGGAAAAGAAAAAAUAACCAAAAACCAAAAAUCCUCCCCCACCCCACCCCAUCCCCGACCAAAACCAACGAAAAAUUUGACAAAAUUUGCAUUGUUCAUUGUAGCACUAUUGGUAAUAAAACAAAACGUUUGUGCAUUUUUAUGUGAAGAUCCUUCUCGUAUUUCAUUGGGAAAGAUGAGCAAGGUCUUGCUUCUUUCAUUUUACUUCCCCUUCUGUUUUUGAAAGGCAGUUUUCGCCAAGCUUAAUGCAAGAAUAUCUUGACUGUUUAAAGAAAGAUAUUGCCACAACCUCUGGAUGACUUCCUGGGUUGUGUAUUACUGAGCUUCAUCUUUCCAGAAUGAGCAAAACACUGUCCAGUCUUUGUUACGAUUUUGUAAUAAAUGUGUACAUUUUUUUUAAAUUUUUGGACAUCACAUGAAUAAAGGUAUGUAUGUACGAAUGUGUAUAUAUUAUAUAUAUGACAUCUAUUUUGGAAAAUGUUUGCCCUGCUGUACCUCAUUUUUAGGAGGUGUGCAUGGAUGCAAUAUAUGAAAACGGGACAUUCUGGAACGGCUGGUCAGGGGACGUCUUCGUCGCCUGUGCACUAAAAGGGCCAGAUUUUCAGCAGCCAAGGACAUCCAUACCCAAGUGAAUGUGAUGGGACUUAAAGAAGUGAACUGAGACAAUUCACUCUGGCUGCGUGAACAGCAGCGUUUCAUAGGAAGAGAAAAAAAAAAAUCAAUCUUGUAUUUUCUGACCACAUAAAGGCUUCUUCUCUUUGUAAUAAAGUAGAAAAGCUCUCCUCA
Messenger RNA from Tachyglossus aculeatus (Australian echidna), 2847 nucleotides. RefSeq names its product CCR4-NOT transcription complex subunit 2 (gene CNOT2). Lineage: Eukaryota; Metazoa; Chordata; Mammalia; Monotremata; Tachyglossidae. The record is from RefSeq and is a predicted model, not a curated record. Gene Ontology annotation, biological process: regulation of DNA-templated transcription; regulation of stem cell population maintenance; nuclear-transcribed mRNA poly(A) tail shortening. The transcript has 16 exons. Gene Ontology annotation, cellular component: P-body; CCR4-NOT core complex. The coding region runs from base 74 to 1726 and encodes 550 amino acids.